Exophiala aquamarina CBS 119918 is the source of this 2613-nucleotide messenger RNA. RefSeq lists its product as uncharacterized. Bases 1 to 2613 code for a protein of 870 amino acids. Lineage: Eukaryota; Fungi; Ascomycota; Eurotiomycetes; Chaetothyriales; Herpotrichiellaceae. Gene Ontology annotation, molecular function: microtubule binding. Gene Ontology annotation, biological process: microtubule cytoskeleton organization; mitotic spindle midzone assembly. The transcript has 2 exons. The record is from RefSeq and is a predicted model, not a curated record. Gene Ontology annotation, cellular component: spindle; mitotic spindle midzone; cytoplasm.
AUGGACACAAGUUAUCUCACCACACAGGUCACCACAAUCAUCGGCCAGCUGCACUCCAUAUUUGAUGAGAUUGGUGUGCCUCGAAAUGAACGCGACUCUCGCGAAACCGAGCUCUUCGCUGCUCUAUCCGAAGCGUUGCACAAUCAGUUGCGCCUGGUCAAUUCUGAAAAGAACAAGCUCACCGAAGAAGCGCAAAAUAUCAUAAACACAAUCAAGCAGAUGGAAGCGUCGCUGGACGACGAAAAGGACCGGGGCUACGAUGUUGACACCGAUGGCCUCCGUGUAACAUUCCCGUUGGUCGAUUGUUUACGCGACCUGAAAGAGAAGUACAACAUCGUCAGUCGUCUACACCGAGAGCGCUUUGAUCAAGUCAAGAAACUUGUACAAGCUCUCGAGUCUUAUUCCUCUCACCUCGAGUCAUCCUUUGUCAAGAUCCGGCUGCCACCCACUUCCUCGAAUUCAUGUCCCCCUACAUUCGACCUUUCCCCCUCCUUUGUUGCCUCACUCGACGACGAAUUCACUCGAAUUUACGAUGAAUAUAACAAGAGAGUCAUCAUAGUCCAGCAGACUUCAGAAGAGAUAGUACGACUGUGGUCUGAGCUGGGAAUUCCUCAGGCCCAAACCGAUUCGUUAAUAGUACAGCAUUACCGCGAUUCACCCGAGCAGUUGGGCCUCCACCAAGCAGAUCUCGACCGCCUACGUAGUCGCCGAGAGAAGCUGCUUGAUGAGAAAAAGGGCCGUGAAAAACGCUUAACCGAGAUCAAGAAAAAUAUCGAAACGCUUUGGGAUCGCUUGGGAGUUGAAGAGCCCGACCGAAAGGUCUUUCUCGCCUCUAACCGUGGCUGUGGUUUAAGAGCCAUAAAUGAGUUUGAGGACGAGUUAGCGCGUCUGAAUGAACUCAAGAGACAGAAUCUGCAUCUCUUUGUCGAGGAUGCCAGAGUCAGACUCCAAGAGCUAUGGGAUUCCUUAUUCUUUUCCGAAGAGGAAAUGCUUGAUUUUACACCGGCCUUCUCUGAUGUUUAUAGCGAUGCCUUGCUAUCGGCUCAUGAAGCAGAGAUUGAACGGCUGGAAACUCUCAAAGAACAACGAGCUCCAAUUCUGGAAAAGGUCGAGAGAUACAAAUCCUUGAUUACCGAUCGCGAUGCUCUUGCCGCUUCCGCCAAUGAUGCAUCAAGACUCCUACUCAAGCCCCAAAAGGGAGAGAAGCGAGAUCCUGGCAAGCUUCUCAGAGAAGAAAAGAUGAGGAAGCGAAUCGCGAAGGAGUUGCCAAAACUCAUCGCUGAGUUAGCAAAGAUCUUGGAGAAAUAUGAAGACGAAUAUGGACGACCUUUUCUGAUUCAUGGAGAGAAAUUUCUCGACGAACUGGAGGAGACAGAAGUCAAAGCACCACCACCUCGAUCCAAGACACCAAAUGGGCUCCCGCCGAGAGCAAAAACUCCAGCUCCAGCAGUAACCGCUAGCAAGCCAGUUGUCAGUAACAGCAAAGCUUCUCAGCCAGGACGACCAGCAAGUGUCAUGAGAGCACCUCCUCCUACUCGAUCAACGGCCAAAACUCCAACAGGUAGUCGACCAGGAACAAUCAGACAGCCAGGGCCCGGAGCCUCUGCUCCUCCAACCAAGUCUCCAUCUAAGAUUCCGGCUCGAGCACCUGCAAGCCCCGUCAAGAAUGGAAACCACUCACCUGAACGUCGGACCAUUCCCCAGCCAAGUGGAACCAGCCAUCAUCAUCAACAGCUGCAGCAACCUCCACAACAGUCUUACUCCCAAACUACGAGAACAAUGGGUCCACCACGAGCCCCGCCACCAAAGAUGCGAGAUCUCUUUAUACCACCUGACCAGACACCUACGAAUGUCGCUGAUUCAUAUCCUGCUCCCUCAACAAAUCGUCCACUAAGUACAGUUUCGUCUAGCUCGAACGAAAGCAGCCGUUAUGUCCGCCCGGUGAGCCCCGAAGAUGUCUAUCAUGAUAGUGAAAGAAUGUCUUACAUGUCCGCGUCUCUGGUAAACCGCGACCGACAAGCGCAAUAUCCACAGCAGCAGUUUCAUCAAUCCCAAAGUCAAUAUCAUGACGCGCACUAUCAGCCACAGAAUCAUGCUAAAUCCCAUUAUCAAGCUCCACCCAUGCAUCCCCACCAAACAUCCUUCUCUUCAUCAACCUCAAUGCACAGCCACAAUACAUCACAUCACCCUAUUCCAUCAGGACCUCAGUCCACGAUGUCCUCGCGUCAGCCUUCCAACACGUCUUCGAACAUGACAACGGGUACGACUGCCUCCGGUUCGGAGAAUUGGGAGACGUUCUCGGAUGCAUCAGAAAUGGAACCUGAGCGUGAUGUGCGAGAUAAUUACUACGCCAAAACCCAGCAACAUCAAGUGGUCAGCACAACCAACGCCCUAGGCAUGAACCCAAACCUCAAUGGCAAGCGGCCGCUGACGGCGCAUGGCGGUGAGAGAAGUCAUCUAGGCCAGAUGGCUCCUCCACCAGCAAAAAUCCGUAUGCAUGCCAACAAUCCUCACUACCAGCAACAGCAGUUCCGAGAAAUGUCGGACGAGAAUAUUCGACGAGUGGAUGACAGCGACGCAACUUGGAACACGGAAGUUGAAGAGACCUAUUGA